Molecule: messenger RNA, 4497 nt
Organism: Plectropomus leopardus (leopard coralgrouper)
Lineage: Eukaryota; Metazoa; Chordata; Actinopteri; Perciformes; Serranidae
Source: RefSeq, a predicted model, not a curated record
AUGACCGGACAGGACGAUGUGGACAUACCUGAAACAGGAGCCAUCUUCACAUUUGGAAAGAGUGGUUUUGCUAAUAAUGUGCCUAGUAAAUUCUGGUUGAAGAAUGACCAGCCAGUACACCUGUCCUGUGGGGGAGAGCACACUGCUGUCAUCACAGAAAAUGGCAGGCUGCUCAUGUUUGGUAGUAACACUUGGGGCCAAUUAGGGCAUGGAUUUAAACCUACAGCUCGCAAGCCUGCCUCCGUGAAAGCCUUAAAGUCUGAGAAGGUGAAGCUUGUGGCUUGUGGGAGAGAUCACACCAUCGUCUGCACAUCGCGGGGUAGUGUGUAUGUUGCUGGCAGUAACCAGGUGGGACAGCUCGGUUUGGGUCACUGUGACAACACCACAUCCUUUCACCUGCUGCAUCCUUUCUGUGACCAUGCACCAAUCAAAAUGCUCUCUGCAGGAUGCAACACUUCAGCUGCCUUAACAGAGGAUGGGAGGCUGUUCAUGUGGGGAGACAACGCCGUGGGUCAGAUCGGUUUAGGGGAUGAGGGUUUUGCAGCAGAGCCCAGAGAGGUGGAUGUUGGAGAAGUCGUGAUUUGGGUCUCCUGUGGAUACCACCACUCAGCAUUUGUCACAGCGGAUGGAGAUCUCUACACGUUUGGUGAGAGUGCGAAUGGAAGGCUUGGUCUCCAGGUGGAGCAGCUGACCAAUCACAGAGUCCCACAGCGGGUGCAAGGGAUUCUGGGUUGUGUCAGUCAGGUGUGCUGUGGAGGGGAGCACACUGUGGCACUCACAGAGGAGAACGUGUACACGUUUGGCAGAGGUCAGUACGGUCAGCUGGGCCACGGGACAUUUCUGUUUGAAGUUGAUUUGCCAAAACCACUGGAGCACUUUUGUAACAGCAGCAUCAAACACAUCGCCUGUGGAGAGAACCACACCGCUGUGAUCUCAAACAGCGGGCUUCUCUACAUAUUUGGUGAUGGUCGUCAUGGGAAACUGGGUUUGAGAGAGGAGAACUUCAUUAACCAGUUCAGCCCAACUCUCUGCACACGUUUUCUCAAGUACAGUGUUGAAUUAGUGUCCUGCGGUGGAAACCACAUGCUGGUGCUGGCUGCACCCAGACCACCAGAGAGCCAAGAAGAGGUGCCAGAGAAGGAUGUCACAAUCAAAGAGAACUUUCUGGAGCCAAGCUACACAGAAAUCCUCCUGCUGGACACUUUGAUUGAUCCCAGUCCAACAGUCCCACUCUCGGCCCUCUCUGCACGAGCCCGCCACAGAGAAAAAAGAAGUGCUGUGGAGCUUUUCGGGGAGAUGUUUCACAACCUCCCACGCCUGAAUUCUGACUUCCUCAACACCUCCUGGCAAACAUCCAGAAAUAUCCCAACCCCUAAAACGCUUUCAAAGGACUUCACCACCUCUUCAUCAUCCCCGAAACCACAAUCAGAAGUAACACUAAGCCCUCCACUCUCCCCCAGAUCUCCAGCAUUAUCCUCUAAGCCAUCGAGCCCACGAUCUCAGUCAUCAAACACCUUUCAGUAUAAAUCCUCCACCGCUGCUUCCUCUAGGACUCGAUCCAAAGAGCUGCCUUCUCCUUUACUCUCACCAAAGUCUAUAACUAAUCGUAACACCCCAGUAUCUCCUAAAAAGACUGCAAAAAAGAAACUGCACAGAGUGACAUCUGCUAAAAAGGCCUUAAAUGGAGAAUCUCCGCUACCACCUAAAGAGCCCUGCAGCCCCACCAGACCCUCUAGUCAUAUUUCCAGCAAACAUGUCAGUGAGGAAGAGCAUCCUGCCUCGCCACAAACAGAGGGAGAAACCAUUCAGGGACAAGUUGUUUUAGAAGAUGUGGAGGACAAUAUCUCUGAGAAAGGAGUCGACUUUUUGCCAAAUAUGGAUGCACCCACCGAAGCGCCGUGCACCCCCGUUUCCUCUCAAAGCACUCAGAGAACAGAGGUGGUUUCAGUCAGCCAAGCCAAAUCCCCACAAGCUGCCAAACCUGUUGAUAAGGAUCUGCUUGUUUCUGGAACACACAUUGAGGAUCCUAAGAGCCCCUCUGAAGAAAAGCCAAAGUGGGGGGAAAUCCUCAGCACCGCAGCUACUCUGCUGCCUGCUGUCGGGGUAGCAGGUGCAGCCAUGGGGGUCCUCAGUGAGGCUGUGACAAGCGUAGGUGGUUUCCAGUCUGAUGGUGACACCGUUACCUCGACGUCAUCCAAAGCAUCCAGUCGAGGGAGGCAGUUCACAAAGCAGAGCGCGGUUAUGCAACCUUCCUUUUCUUCAACUUUGUCACAGGAGACGUCAAAUACUCCAGAAGAAAGCACAAAGAAAGAGGUCGAGAAGAGUCACGUUGAAGAAGGGGAAAGUGAUGAAACCACUCAGUCACAACAGGUGAUGAAGAAUAGUGACGGGAGUGAAGAGUUUUUCCACACAGAGGGGAAGAACAGCAGCACAGACGUGGAAACUUCUCAGCAUGAAGAAGAUGAGAAAAUCUGCAAGGAUCACAAAGAUGAUGAAGAAACACAUACUGAAGAUGAGGAAAAGAAGGAGGAUGAAGAAGAGGAGAGUGGAAGUGCUGUGGAGGACAAAGAAGAAGAAGAGGAGGGAAGUGAAAGCAGCGAGGAGGAAAAGGAGAGUGUUUCUGGAGAGGGUGAGGAAGAGCAAGAUAAUGAAACAGCAGAGGAGGAUGGUGAAGAGGAAACAGGCUCCAGCAGCGAGGAAGAGGAUGAAGGGAGCGAGAAGAGUGAUAUCACAGAGGCUGAAGAGGAGGAGGAGGAAGCAAGCAGUGAGGAAGGAGAUGGAGGAGGGAGUGGGUCUGAGGUAAGUGAGACGAAAGAGGAGGAGGGAAGCGAAGAGGAAGAGAAUAAAGAGGGAGAAAGUGAGGUGAGUGAGGAUGAAAGUGGUGAAGAGUCGGAGAGAAGCAAGAGCGAAGAGUCAGAGGAGGAGGAGGGAGAGAAAAAUGAUUCUGAUGAAGAUGACGAUGAAGAAGAAAAUGAGGUUGAUGCAGAAGAAGAGGGCGACACUGAGGAACAGAAAGAUUCCUCCUCAAGUGAGGAUGAGGAGAAAGACUCCGAACAGGAAGAGAGUGAAGUGGAGGAAGAUGAGAAACAAGAUGAGAAGACUGAUGAAAGUGAGGAGGAGGAAGAGGAAGACAGUGAGGCCGAAGAUGAGGAAGAUCAGGAUGAAAAGAGCAAUAAAGAAAAUGAGGAGGAUGAGGAUGAGGAGGAAGAGUCUUUAGAAGAGGGGGAAGCUGAGGAUGAGACUGCAGAGGAAGAAGAAAGUAAGGAGGUUACAGAGGACGAAGAAGAAGGUGAGGAGGAGGAAGAAGAAAGUAAGGAGGUUACAGAGGACGAAGAAGAAGAGGAUGACGAGAAAGAAGAUCAGAAUAAGGAGGAGGCUACACAGGAGGAAGAAGAAGGUGAGGAGGAGGAAGAAGAAAGUAAAGAGGUUACAGAGGAUGAAGAAGAAGAGGAUGAGGAGAAUGAAGAUCAGGACAAGGAGGAGGCUACACAGGAGGAAGAAGAAGGUGAGGAGGAGGAAGAAGAAAGUAAGGAGGUCACAGAGGAUGAAGAAGAAGAGGAUGAGGAGAAAGAAGAUCAGGAUAAGGAGGAGGCUACAGAGGAGGAAGAAGAAGAGGAGGAAGAAGAAGGUGAGGAAGAGGAAGAAGAAAGUAAGGAGGUUACAGAGGAGGAAGAAGAGGGUGAGGAGGAGGAAGAGGAAAGUGAGAAAGAGGUUACGGAUGAGAAAGAAGAGGGCGAGGAGGGGGAAGAAGAAAGUAAGGAGGUUACAGAGGAGGAAGAGGAUGACGAGAAAGAAGACGAGGAUAAGGAGGACGAAGACGGAGAGGAUGAGGAAGAAGAGAUUAAGAAAGAGGUUACAGAUGAGGAAGAGGAGGAGGAGGAGGAGGAAGAGGAUAAGGAGGUGGUAAGAGAGGAGGAGGAAGAAGGAGGUGAGGAAGAGGUGUCAGAGGAGGAAGGAGAAGAGGAGAGUGAAGGUGAGGAGGAGGAGAAAAUUAACAGAAAAGAGAAACUUAAUGGGGCUAAUAAGAAGGUGAUGGUAGAGAAGGAUGAAGAUGAUGAUGAUGAUGAGGAGUUGGAGGAGGGGGAGGAAGAGGAAGAGGAGGAAGAGGGAGAUGAGGAAGAGGAGAAUGAAACAAAGAUUAAACCAAAAACUGAGACAAGACAACGUAAUCAGAGAGAAGAAACAAAUAAGGAACGAAGUGAAGGUAAGAAAGGUGGUGAGGAGGAGGAAGAUGAAGACGAGGAUGAGGAAGAAGACGAGGAAGAAGAGGAGGAGAAGGAAGAAGAGGAGGAGGAGGAGGAGGAGGAGGAGGAGAAAAAAGUUGUAUCAUCAAAAACAAAAAACAUACAGAAGUUGCCUGCUGACAGGAAAGACAAACAGAAAGAAACGCCCAAACCAGCGCCGAGGACGAAGCCGAGCGCUGCAGGAGAAAAGAAACAAGAAGACCCCCAACAGUUCUGGAACGAUGUUCUGCCGCAGUACCUCGACCUGCAGUGA